This is a messenger RNA of Sodiomyces alkalinus F11, 1971 nucleotides long. RefSeq lists its product as hypothetical. Lineage: Eukaryota; Fungi; Ascomycota; Sordariomycetes; Glomerellales; Plectosphaerellaceae. The record is from RefSeq and is a predicted model, not a curated record. Bases 377 to 1777 code for a protein of 466 amino acids. Gene Ontology annotation, cellular component: extracellular region. The transcript is spliced from 2 exons.
CACCUGCCCCUUUUGACAUUUGUUGGGACAGUCCGACAGUAUGCUGUCACCUGUAUGGAAGAAUCUCAAUCAUUCCAUCGGUGGAUUCGGUGCAGUUGGGGAAGCUGCGGAGCUGUCCAAGGUCUUGGUAUAAGCCGAUCAAUUGCGUUGCACGUGUCAGAGACUCGAGACUGAGAGACUGAGAGAGUCAGAGAGUCUGAGAGUCAUUAUAUAUACGCCGAUCUCCCCUGAGUGGAAUUGGGAUGUCCAUCAUCUCCCAAGCUGCUGCUACCACCAGACUUCCCCGUGGGUGCACUUUGCUGGCUUCUUUCCCAUUUGAUCUUUUGUCCCCCAAGAUCCUCUCUCUCAACACAAUAGUUCGUGGUCUAUUGUCAACAUGAAGGUCACCGCCUCCGUCCUCCUCGCCUCUUUGGCCGGUAGCGCCGCCGCGGCCAGGAUCCCCGUGAAUGCCCCCGGCCCCGCUCCCGUCCUUUACGCCAGCAAUGCCCCCAACGCCGUGAGCAUGUCCACCCUCCGGUCCAAGAAGAUCGCCCAAUUCGAGCACGACGCCGCGGUCGGUGCCUACGACAUCAACGCCUACCAACGUAUGGGUCCCACUCCCUGUGUCAACGGCACCGCUGGCGAGUACAAGUGCAACAACGUCGACCUCAAGGGCUUCCUUCGGCACCAGGAUAUGCACAGCCGCACCCGCGUGGGGAAUGAUGUCUGGGGCUGGGUCGCUGCCAACGGCCGAGAGUUCGGUCUUGUCGGCCAGACCGACGGCACUGCCUUCGUCGAGGUCCUCUCCGACGGCAGCCUCCAAUAUAUCGGCCGCCUGGGCACGCAGACCGUCGCCUCCACCUGGCGCGAUAUCAAGGUCAUCGGCAACUUCGCCUACAUCGGUUCCGAGGCCCCCGACCACGGCCUCCAGAUCUUCGACCUCCGGAAGCUCCUCGCCGUCGACCCGGCGAGCCCGGUCAGCUUCAGCCCGGCACGCGACCUGACGGCCCGCUUCGCCGGCUUCGGCAGCAGCCACAACAUCGUGGCCAACGAGGAGACGGAGACCAUCUUCGCCGUCGGCACCGCCACCAACCUCCGCUGCCGCGGCGGUCUCUGGAUGGUCGACGUGUCCAACCCGGCCCGCCCGCAGGACGCCGGCUGCGUCAGCGGCGACGGCUACACCCACGACGCCCAGUGCGUCAUCUACCGCGGGCCCAUGCAGCAGUUCCACGGCCGCGAGAUCUGCUUCAACUACAACGAGGACGCCCUCACCAUCGUCGACGUCACCCGCCGCGCCAUGCCCGUGCAGCUGUCCCGCACCACCUACGUCGGCGCCACCUACACCCACCAGGGCUGGUUGGCCACCGACGACCACCGUUACCUCCUCCUCGACGACGAGCUGGACGAGGACUACGGUAACGGCGAGGCGGCCGACGGCCAUACCACCACGUAUAUCGUCGACGUCACCGACCUCACUUGGCCCGUCUUCCGCGGCGUCUACAAGAGCCCCGUCCGCGCUAUCGACCAUAACCAGUACAUCAUUGACGGCAUUGCGUACCAGAGCAACUAUGGUUCGGGUCUCCGUAUCGUCGAUACCCGGUCUAUUCUUGACGAUGAUAGCGGCGCCGGGUUCACCGAGAUUGGCUACUUCGAUGUCCGUCCCGAGGAUGACGACGCCCCGGGCGGCGGCGAGGUUAGCUUCAACGGUGCUUGGUCCGUCUACCCUUACCUCCCUAGCGGGUACCUGCUCGUCAACAGCAUUGAGCGUGGUAUCUACUCGCUGAAGUACACCGCGUGAAGGUGCGGGAUGCCGAGCCAUGGGGCACGGCACUGAAUGGGGGAAGGAAAGAGGAAUGAGACUCGGGAGACGGGAGGACGGGAGGGAAUGGUCCCGGUCGAGAUGGUUGUACACUGUACAUAUAAUUGUAUCUUAGCUUCCAGGCGGUCAGUACGGCGUCCCAGGCUCGGAUCGGAGCCGGGGCGCAAAGUGGG